AUGGCUUGUUGUUACAUAGCCGCCUUUUGCGUGGGCCAGUUGGUCAAGACGUGUCAGUUUCUGGAUCUUGACCAAACCAUCCAGUACAAUGAUGAGCUCGACCCUACGGGCUCCCUCCAUGAUGGUUCACAGGCCACUGAUCAAAACGGCGGAUCGAAGCCCGAUAACACCAGACCGAACCAGACGUGUGCCAUUCUGUCCAUCGACGGGCUGACCUGUUCAGCAUGCGUGCAGACCGUCAACCAAGCCCUCGAGGGGUUGGAAGAGGUCCAGGAGGCGCGCACCUCGCUCCAGACGCACGAGGCUGUGGUAAUCGGCAAGAAUGGGGAGCCCCUUGACGCAGCUCGCCUGGUCACCGCCGUCGGCGAGGCUGGCUAUGAAGGGCGGCCAGGCCCUCGGACACACGGCGAGGUGCUGGAACUCUUGCAAUUGAAAGAGGACAUCGCACUUUUGCGAAGGUCGUUUUCGGGCUUGGGCCGAUACGGCAUCGUUCUGCAGAUGCUUGUCUCUGCCAGUGGCAUCAAUGGGAGCCUGGGGCAUUCUCAAAGCUCCGCCGCAGCACUCUUGACGGGGACCCUGCGGGUCGCCUCGGCCAUUGUCGCCGUCAUGGGCCAGUAUCAGCAUGCGCGAUGGAUGCACACGGACUGUUGGCGGCUGCUGAGAAAGGGAAGCUUGAACAUGAAUUCGCUCAUUUCUUUCUCGACACUCCUCGGUCUCGGCUUCACUUUCCUGGACAUGUUGAUUACGGGGCCCCUGGCGUCAACGUCAUAUGCCCUGACCACCUCCGGGCUGACCCUGGUCGUGGUCGCCGGAAGAUACCUCGAUAUCUUGUCGAGGAGACAGGCGUCCAAACAUCUGGUCAAGUUGUACGGAGCGCUUUCGGACCCGGACUAUGUGCAAAUGCAUCCUAGGGGGAAGAAAGUACCAAGCACUUUUCUACGUCACGGAGACACCAUCUCUCUCACCCCCUUUUCCGUUGUUCCUUGUGACUGCUACGUGGUCGAGGGCACCUCGAGCGUCAACCAGUCACUCGUCACUGGCGAGGCCUUGCCUGUGACCAAAUCCUCGGGUGAUUACCUGCUGGCGGGAACUAGGAAUCUCAAUGGUGUCCUUAUCUGUGUCGUGCACAGGGAGCGGCAAGAAUCAUUCUACGCCCAGCUCGUGCAAAGCGUCUCCCAGGCUGGCGCCAACAAGUUCAAGGGUCAGGACACCAUUGGCGUGGUCACACGCUAUUUCUCCAUGGGCGUAGUAGUACUGGCAGUUCUGUCGCCCACAUUGCAGCUAUACUACGGGCCCGAUCUGGACUUGAUCGAAUUCUAUACCGCCAUGUCACGAUUCAUCGAGCGUGCCAUGACAAUCCUGGUCAGCGCAUGUCCAUGCGCACUUGGCCUUGCGGUGCCAUCAGCAGUCAUCGCCGCAGUUGAUGCUGCACAUUCCAAAGGAAUGCUCCUGACCAAAGGUGCUUCGACCCUCCAGGAGCUGGAACGAGUCGAGCAGAUUGUCUUUGACAAGACAGGUACACUGACGAAAGGCACCUUUGAAGUCGAAAGCGUCGAGCUACACCCAGCUUGGAAAGGCAGGGAGGCCAAAUUGUGGAUUCUUGUCUGCGCUCUCGAAGAACACGAGGCGAAAGGACAUCCGGUCGGCUUGGCCCUGUUCAAGAAGGGCAUCCAAGAACUCGGCCCUACAUGGCUCAAUCACAGUACUCAAACGAAGUUGUCUGACAUUGCCUCGGUCCCCGGCCAAGGAGUGGCAGGUAGAAUUGCCAUUGAUACCGGCCAAGGGUCAUCCUCGUGGCACCAUGUUUGUAUCAGCGGUCAAGCUUUCCUGGAAAAGGAUGGUGUUGCCCUAGGCUUCGGCUUGAAAGGACCGUCGAGCGGCGAAGGAAGGUCGGGCAUUGCUGUUCAAAUCGGUGUUGACGGAAUCUGUGCGGCAACAUUGCGUUUGCAGUUGACCGGAGACACGAGUGCCGAGGCUUCCAGAGUUGCCCUUACCUUGGGAGUGCCUAUACUGGCCUCCCGAGCUAGCCCGUCGGACAAGCUCCGGUGCAUCGAGUCGCUGCAAAAAUCCGGUACCAAAGUUGCCAUGAUUGGCGACGGAUUGAAUGACGCCCCAAGCUUGGCUGCUGCCGACGUGGGAAUCAUCAUGACCUGCAACUCGACCGCUGCGACUGUUGGGGGAUCGGUCAUGAUUCUCAAUUCCGACAUCGGUUGCCUGCCCUUGCUCUUCGACAUCGUCAAACAGACCAUGCGACAGAUUCGUUUCAAUGUGACUUGGGCAAUCUGCUACAACCUGAUGGCUCUGAGCCUCGCCACAGGCCUUGUGACGCCGCUGGGAUUCACCUUAACUCCGUAA
This is a messenger RNA of Capronia epimyces CBS 606.96, 2355 nucleotides long. RefSeq lists its product as uncharacterized. Gene Ontology annotation, cellular component: membrane. The transcript has 5 exons. Lineage: Eukaryota; Fungi; Ascomycota; Eurotiomycetes; Chaetothyriales; Herpotrichiellaceae. Gene Ontology annotation, molecular function: ATP binding; copper ion binding; ATP hydrolysis activity. Bases 1 to 2355 code for a protein of 784 amino acids. Gene Ontology annotation, biological process: copper ion homeostasis. The record is from RefSeq and is a predicted model, not a curated record.